CGCAUGUCCCCCCUGAACACCCCCGGUUCUCCCUCCUUCCAGGUUCAUGAACCACCGGGUCCCUCCCCACAAGCGCUACCAGCCCACGGAGUACGAGCACGCGGCCAACUGCGCCACCCACGCUUUCUGGAUCCUCCCCAGCAUCCUCGGCGGCUCCAACCUCUACUUCCUGUCCGACGAUGACUGGGAGACCAUUUCCGCCUGGAUCUACAGCCUGGGUCUCUGCGGGCUCUUCGUGGUGUCCACCGUGUUCCACACCAUCUCCUGGAAGAAGAGCCACCUCAGGAUGGUGGAGCACUGCUUGCACAUGGUCGACCGCAUGGUCAUCUACUUCUUCAUCGCGGCCUCCUACGCGCCCUGGCUGAACCUUCGGGAGCUGGGCCCCUGGGCCUCCCACAUGCGCUGGCUGGUUUGGAUUAUGGCCUCUGUUGGCACUGUCGAUGUCUUCUUUUGCCAUGAGCGGUAAGCUGGGGCCAGGGUCUCAGAUGGGUGAGGUGCUUCUUG
This is a messenger RNA of Cavia porcellus (domestic guinea pig), 504 nucleotides long. RefSeq names its product monocyte to macrophage differentiation factor 2-like. Bases 47 to 466 code for a protein of 139 amino acids. Gene Ontology annotation, cellular component: membrane. The record is from RefSeq and is a predicted model, not a curated record. The transcript has 4 exons. Lineage: Eukaryota; Metazoa; Chordata; Mammalia; Rodentia; Caviidae.